ACUUUUAGCUUUCAGAUUAUGAGAGAUGUCUACAUCCAGCCACCAAUCAAGAUUCUCGGGUGACUUCUUUGAUGACUCUUCAUCUCAGACACCAAAUUCUUCCAAAGGCAGUGAAAGCUUCUCUCCAGUUACCAGUAAUAAACAGGGUAGGGUUGCAGUAAGGUCAAAUAAAAGCAACUAUGAUGAUGGUGAAGGAGAUGAUGCAGAUUCAUCCAUUCAAGUUGUGUAUAGUAGUACUGAAGACAAUACUUCAGUUGAUGAAUCAAUUGCCAUCAUUGAUGAGAGCUCUGAAUCUGUGCAAGAAUCACCCUCAAUAGAUGACAGCACUGAAUCUGUGCAAGACUUAACAUCGGAUUCUGACGAGAUGAUAAUCUUGAAAGAUAAUGGCAGAUUCCCUUCAGUUCCCAGUACCAAGCUGGUCAGGUCCAAUGAAGCAGAAGAAGAUGAUGAUGAUGAUGAGGAAGAUGAAGAUGAAGAUGAUGAUGAUGAUGAUGAUGAUUAUGAAGAUGAAGAUGUUUCCAUCCAAGCUGUAUCCAGUCGUCUUGAAAGCACUACUUUAGAAGAUGGUUCGAUAGCCAUCAUGGAUGAGAGCACUGCAUCUGUGCAAAAAUUGUCAAGUUCUGACAAGAGAGAAGCACCAGUGAUGAAAACAGCACAACAAAUGGUGAUAAAUCACCUUCCACUUCUGCAAACUUCUCAGGUAGCUCAAGGGAUUCCUCAGGUUCUUCAAGCCCCAGUACAGCAUUCCAUGUCGAGCAAGAGAUAA
Messenger RNA from Darwinula stevensoni, 766 nucleotides. NCBI's taxonomy places the organism in Eukaryota, Metazoa, Arthropoda, Ostracoda, Podocopida, Darwinulidae. The record is from the annotation of a GenBank genome assembly.